Molecule: messenger RNA, 768 nt
Organism: Penicillium olsonii
Lineage: Eukaryota; Fungi; Ascomycota; Eurotiomycetes; Eurotiales; Aspergillaceae
Source: the annotation of a GenBank genome assembly
AUGGCACCCCCCGCGAUCAUUGCCCCCUCCAUUCUCAGCGCCAACUUCGCCAAUCUGGGCCAUGACUGCUCCAAGAAGAUUGAGCAGGGCGCCGACUGGCUCCAUGUCGACAUCAUGGACGGCCACUUCGUGCCAAACAUGACCAUCGGCUGCCCGGUGGUCUCCCAGAUUCGUGGUUGUGUCGACCGUCCCUCCGAGCCCUGCGGCCGCGGCACUUUCGAUUGCCACAUGAUGAUCAUGGAGCCGCACAAAUGGGUCGGUGAGUUCAAGAAGGCCGGUUGCGAUUUAUACUGCUUCCACUACGAGGCUGCCGUCUCCUCCGUGGCCGCCACCGAGCCCGCCGACAAGGAAACCACGGCCCGCACGAGCCCCAAGCAGUUGAUCAAGUAUAUCCACGAGGAGGGCAUGCAGGCCGGUAUUGCGAUCAAGCCCGAUACCCCCGUCGAUGUGCUGUGGGAUAUCAUUGAGAGCGAAGACCCAGCGGAGCGACCAGACAUGGUCCUGGUCAUGACCGUACACCCCGGAUUCGGAGGCCAGAAGUUCAUGGCCUCCGAGCUCCCCAAGGUUGCCGCCCUCCGCGAACGAUACCCCGACCUGAACAUCGAAGUUGACGGAGGUCUUGGUCUCGGCACAAUCGAUCAGGCUGCCGAUGCGGGUGCCAACGUGAUUGUCGCUGGAUCCGCGGUCUUUGGAGCCCAGGAUCCUGCCGAUGUCAUCGCGAAGCUGCGUGAAGCAGUCCAGAAGCGUCGCACUGCCGAGUCCUUGUAA